Molecule: messenger RNA, 921 nt
Organism: Cucumis melo (muskmelon)
Lineage: Eukaryota; Viridiplantae; Streptophyta; Magnoliopsida; Cucurbitales; Cucurbitaceae
Product: 17.8 kDa class I heat shock protein-like
Exons: 1
Coding region: 255-734 (159 amino acids)
Biological process (GO): response to heat; response to hydrogen peroxide; protein folding
Source: RefSeq, a predicted model, not a curated record
AAUUUAGUUAAUAAAGGAAAGGAAGCCCAUCAGAAAGUGGUAGAAUGUUGUAGAAUAUAAAUGAGGAAGAAAGAAGAAGAUACUAGAAAAUCCACCAACACCGUUCCCCAUCUCUCUUCCUUCCUAUUUAUAUCCCCUCCAACCCCUCCCCGGAUCAUCAUCCUCAAAGCAUCCAUCCACCACGAUAGUCUCCAAUUCCGCAAAAACACUCUCUUUUCUAUCCAAUCUACUUCUUAACUUCGAAUUCAACACCCAUGGCUCUCAUUCCAACCAUUUUCGGUGGUCGCCGCAGCAACGUCUUCGACCCCUUUUCGCUGGACAUUUGGGAUCCCUUCGAAGGCUUCCCGUUUUCAAACUCAUUGGCCAACCUUCCCUCCUCUGCUCGCGAAACCUCUGCUUUCGCCAACACUCGCAUCGACUGGAAGGAGACCCCACAAGCCCACAUCUUCAAGGCUGAUCUUCCCGGGAUCAACAAGGAAGAAGUCAAAGUAGAAGUGGAAGAAGGCAGAGUUUUGCAAAUCAGUGGAGAGAGGAGCAAAGAGCAGGAAGAGAAGAAUGACAAAUGGCAUAGAGUUGAGCGGAGCAGUGGGAAGUUUAUGAGAAGAUUCAGGCUGCCGGAGAAUGCUAAAGUGGAGGAAGUGAAGGCCAGCAUGGAGAAUGGAGUUCUGACUGUGACUGUGCCUAAAAUGGAAGAGAAGAAGCCUGAGAUCAAGUCCAUUGACAUCUCUGGUUAGACAAUCACAUUGUUCCUCACGAGUAUUGUGUUGUGGGUUCUGCUUCUGUCUAUGUUUGUGAAAUAAAAAUUGUGGAAGAAUAAGCUUUAAUUUGUUGAUGUGUUGUGGAAUGCUUAUUAACUUUGUAAACAUGAAAAGUGUUUGAUGAGAAUGAACGUAAUCUAAGUUCGUGUUCUUUGCUGUAGAA